Messenger RNA from Colletotrichum truncatum, 2028 nucleotides. RefSeq lists its product as uncharacterized. NCBI's taxonomy places the organism in Eukaryota, Fungi, Ascomycota, Sordariomycetes, Glomerellales, Glomerellaceae. The record is from RefSeq and is a predicted model, not a curated record. Gene Ontology annotation, molecular function: GTP binding.
AUGAUCAUUGAGAGUCAGGCACAUGGCUUAAACUUCGAACAUAGCCCGCCGGACCGUCUCAGAGAUUUAAUCGAGAACCCACUAAAACUGGUUUUUCCUGAUUCGACAGAGCCUAAAGAUCAUGCAGACAAGACAACAGGCGCGUCUAAUGCCGCCAGGCCAAUCAAGGCACAGCCCUGGAACUUCAAGUACUCAAAUGGGGUGGAGAUCACGAUGUUUGAUCUUCGCCAAUCCCACCAGCACGGAAAUCUGCAGGAAGUGCAGCGAAGAAAGCUUCAGAAAAAGAGUCCAGACCUCUUGGCCGUCGCCACCCACAACGUAGAAAUCAAUACGGGGUUCCGAGGCCUGUCAAUCAGGAGUCGGCGUAUUUUUGACAGGGAUGUCCGUGGAAGCCUAUAUGGGUAUAGCGACAAUCAUCUCAACAGAACCGUGAUCCAUCCAUCCGUUUACUUUUUGGUGGACUGCUACCCUACCCUAGGGAUUCCGAAAGCUCUUGGUCAUAUCAUGUGGGAUCUUGAAUCAUUUAAGGACUAUUGCCAUUGUAUCUCUCAAAAUCUAGAGGAGAUAUUCGACCCUUGGCGACUCGGAUUCUUGUCGUCCACGUGUUGCCGCAUUCUAAUAUGUGGCAAUACGGGUGUUGGCAAGUCUACGCUGUUGAACAGAGUGUUUGGCAUUGAGAUGACGCAAGAGAAUUCAGACCAGCGAGGGAGCCACAACAUUAACGAAGCAUUCGAAUCAGACCAGCAUCCAGGCAUUAUUAUUCACGACUCCGAAGGCUUCCAGACCGGUAAUAGUAAUGAAGUCUCUGCCUUCAAAAAUUUUCUCAAGGCAAGAUCAGGAAACUUACUCAAUCAGGACAACCUGCAUGUCAUUUGGCUCUGUAUUGACACCGAUACUGACCGCCCUGUGCAGUCGGCUCUUGCAAAUGUUUUACAAGAAGUCGUAGAAAUUGCUCCCCAAACUCCAGUUAUGAUAGUAGGAACAAAAAAGGACAAAUUCAUUCUGCUCAAUCAACAUCGUCAAGACGCGGCGACAUUACUUUCCGAUCGAGAAGCGAUGUUCAGGCGGAGAUUCGAGGUGGAGCCGGAUACGGCUUCAUUCUGGCCUGCGCUGAGAACCAACUUUGCAUUCGUUUCCCAAGAUGACCCGGAGUCAAUCAAAACGUUGAUCAACCUCACCAGAGGAUUUUUUAGCAGUCCAGAGGUAUCAGAGGCAAUGUGUGCUGCGCAAGUCCCGGAUGUGGAUGCAAAGAUUGAGCAGGCUGUGGAAAAAACAUUAACAUUUCUCAAGGCGACCAUUACCGCAGCGGGUGCUGGGUUGGGUACUGGAGUGAUCUCUGCAGCCACCACCCCCACCAUUUCUAAGAUCCUUUGUAAGGAAAUUGCGCAAGGAUGCUUUGGUCUUCCAGAAGCAAUCCUCGACGACAUCAACACAGUCUUAGCUCGUGUAGUAUGGAGUAACCUUGGGCCAUUUAUGGCCCAGGCCCUCAGCCAAACUUUUGUUAUUUGGGGUGGUGCUCUAUGCUUGACUUGCACUACAGUUGUCGGUGGAAUUCCCCUUGCUCUGGGUGCGCCGCUACUCGAGGCCCCAGUUGCUGCGCGGAUGAUUUUCAAAUGCGCUUGCGAUCUUAUUCUCAUUCUGGACCAAGGAUUUCGGGAGACAGGCAAGACGAUCAACCGACAAAAAAUCGAAAGCAUCGCCGCUGCGUAUAACAAGAGCAAGGUGUCGAUUCAAAAAGAUGGCACAUUAGUGCUGAUGCUUCGGAAGAACGUUGUACACGAAAGGAUCAAUGAAUUAGUUCCAAGAAUAUCAAGGCAAGCCUACGAGGCACAUGCAAAAGGGAGCCUUUUCAAGUAUCGCCAAGGUCUAAGGGACAUAUUGUUUAGGUACAGGUUAGGAGAAAGCCAAGCGGGGCAUCUAGGACUAGAUAAUGACAGUUUGAUUGGCAUGAGUAGCACUGCUCAAUCUGCUACACAUCUUUCAGAGGACGAAAACGAUAUGAAGCAGUUCAAGGGGGAAGAUAUUUAA